This is a messenger RNA of Betta splendens (Siamese fighting fish), 2811 nucleotides long. It is a transcript of the gene hhipl2, whose product is annotated as HHIP-like 2. The transcript has 9 exons. NCBI's taxonomy places the organism in Eukaryota, Metazoa, Chordata, Actinopteri, Anabantiformes, Osphronemidae. The record is from RefSeq and is a predicted model, not a curated record. The coding region runs from base 133 to 2556 and encodes 807 amino acids.
CUGGAAAGAUGCACGCCCAGCUUCAUUUUUUACGCACGUGUAACACGCACGUUCUCGUGCACGAGCACACACUCACGCUGUAGUUCACAUAUAAAGAAGAGAAGCUACAAUUUUCGGGGGCACACGGUUAAAAUGACAAGUACGCGAAGCGCCGCGCUCCAUCCAAGUGGUCGCAGCUGCGCAAACGCACGCGCAGCUGCAGGUCCGAGCGCAUCCCCCGAAACCCCGAAGCUCCUUGCGUUCGUUUUGAUCGUGUCCGUGAAGCUACUCGUCCCGGUCCAGCAAACCGCAGCUCAUCCUCAGUGUCUGGAUUUCGAGCCACCUUUCAAACCCGCGUGGCACCUGGAGUUCUGCGCGCAGUACGAGCAGUUUGGCUGCUGCGACCAGAGGACCGACAACGCGAUAGCGGAGAGAUACUGGGACAUCAUUGAUCAGCUGGAAGCAGCGGGCGUUGAGCUCUGUGCAGACUUGCUGAAGGAAGUCAUGUGUCAGGAGUGCUCGCCCUAUGCCGCCCACCUGUACGACGCCGAGGACCCCUACACGCCGGUCAGGGAGCUCCCCGGCCUCUGCCUCGGCUACUGCUCCCACCUCCACGGCCGCUGUCGCCACGUGGUCAAGUACUUGACCGAGAACCAGCUGCUGCGGGACACAGCCGAGCGGGACGCGGCCACGUUCUGCAGCCUGGUCCAGCUGUCGGACCCCGACUACUGCUACCCGGACGUGCUGAAGAACUCGGACCUCAACAGCAACCUGGGCCGGGUGGCGGAGGACCCCAGGGGCUGCCUCCAGCUGUGCUUGACGGAGGUGGCCAAUAGCCUGAGGAACCCGGUGCUGAUGCUGCACAGCGGCGACGACACGCACCGCAUGUUCAUCGCGGAGCAGCUGGGCUUCGUGUGGGUGUACCUGCCCGACGGCACGCGGCUGGAGCCGCCCUUCCUGGACCUGAGCGGGGAGGUGCUGACCACGCCAUGGCUGGGCGACGAGAGGGGCUUCCUGGGCAUGGCCUUCCACCCCCAGUACCGCCACAACGGCCGCUUCUUCGUCUACUACUCCAUCCAGGUCCACGGGCAGCUGGACAGGAUCCGGAUCAGUGAGAUGAAGGUGUCUGAGCAUGACAUGAACACGGCUGAUCCCCACUCAGAGAGAGUCAUUUUAGAGAUUGAUGAGCCGGCUGCGAACCACAAUGGAGGCCAGCUGCUGUUCGGCCUGGAUGGAUACCUGUAUAUCUUCACUGGAGACGGGGGAAAGGCUGGAGAUCCCUUCGGGAAGUACGGCAACGCCCAAAACAAGACCGCCCUGCUGGGAAAGGCUCUGCGCAUCGACGUGGACGGAGACGCCUCAGACGGGGCGCGGUACCGGAUCCCCCCUGACAACCCGUUCGUGGCCCAGGCGGACGCGCGGCCAGAGGUGUUCGCGUACGGCGUGCGGAACAUGUGGCGCUGCUCCGUGGACCGCGGCGACCCGCUCAGCCGCCACGGCAGGGGCCGCAUCUUCUGCGGCGACGUGGGCCAGAACCGCUACGAGGAGGUGGACAUCAUCGUGAAGGGAGGAAACUACGGCUGGAGGGCCAAGGAGGGCUUCGAGUGCUACGACCUGAAGCUGUGCCAGAACUCGUCCCUGAAUGACAUCCUGCCCAUAUUUGCAUACAGCCAUCAUGUCGGGAAGUCUGUGACGGGGGGAUAUGUGUACCGAGGAUGUGAAUCACCCAAUCUGAACGGCCUGUACGUUUUCGGAGACUUUAUGAGUGGCCGCAUCCUGGCCCUGGAGGAAGACAAGGCCACAGGAGCCUGGAGGGAGAGGAACGUGUGCAUGGGCGACACCAAGACCUGCUCCUUCCCUGGACUCAUCAACCACUACCACAAGUUCAUCAUCUCCUUCGCUGAGGACGAAGCAGGGGAGCUGUACUUCCUCGCCACCUCCUACCCCAGCGCCACGUCUCCCUUUGGGACCGUCUUCAAGUUCAUGGACCCGUCCAGGAGAGCUCCUCCAGGCAAGUGCAAGAAGAAGCCCCUGCCUGUCAAAGUGAGGGGCAAGAAGAUUCCAUUUGUGCCGCGGGAAUUGCCGGUGCUGCACACGGACGCGAAGCCCACGAGACCUCCGCCCAAAAGGAUCACGUUCACCCCCAAAGCGCCGGUGGCGAGCAGUCGGAUCAGAACCACCACGGCCGCCGCCGCCAGGCCCAGGUGGGAGGCGCCGCCCAGCGAGACGAGGAAGGACAAACCUGCGAAGCCGUGGGGCAAAAACAAACAGGAAACCAGCGCGCACACGAAGAAGAACUCAGCGAAGCAGAAGAAGACGACCGGGACUCCGAACGUUAAAAGCAAAGACAAAGUGAAGGCGAAGACGCGUCAGACGGACGCCGACGGCCUGAAGGGGAAGACGGGGGUCACCAAGAGGAAGAGCCCCCCGCGGAAAGGAGCCCAGAGGGAGGUCCAUCGACAGAGAGAGGACCUGAAGGUCAAAGGUCGUCUGAAGGAGAACAAAACCAGGACGAGCGCGAAGACAAACGCGACCGUGUGGAACAGACGCGAGGAGAAGAAGCACCGAGCACUUUAAGAGGAGACGGCGCUGCUGGAGCCCACGGACCCAGAACCUGAGCCUGCUUCAAGGCCGCGCGGAGCAGAACCAUUUAUUCUGGACGCUCGUAAAGUUAAUGACUGCUGCCCGUUUCUAAAACCAUCAGAUCAGUUUGAAGUUGAUAAAAGCAGCGAGGCAGAAACAAACGCUUUCUAAGUAGAACAAAGGCCACUCUAGUAAAACUGUUCUAAUUUUACCAGCCAUGCAAGUGUUAAGAAUAAACAUUGAGACGUG